AGAGCAGAAGUCAGCUCUAACAGAAAAGACGCAACAUCUAGAAGAAAAAGAUCAUCAGCUAUCCUCACUCCAAGGAAAAUUCAGCUCACUAGAAACACAAGUGUGUAUGCAUCACAGACACAGCUACUUGUGACUCAGUGUGAAAACCAGACUCUGAAGACACAGGAGAAUGCAGAUGUUUUGUCACUGAAGGAAGCUGAAAUUGCUGCUAUCACCAAAGAAAUUGAGGGGAAAACAAACUUUUACAAUCCAAGAUGAAGGUGGCAGAGCUGUUUCCUGAGUUUUGAAGUGUGAUCUUCCUCUCAAGUGGAAAACCACUACUGAAAUGCCACUGAGGACACUGUGGGCAGUGGUGAUAGGAGAGAAGGUCUACAUUGGAGGAGGUGGGAUUCUUGUGAAGGAGGUGAGAGGGAGUGGGGAGGGAGUGGUGGGUGGAAGUACAGGCAUAGAGG
This is a messenger RNA of Geodia barretti, 452 nucleotides long. The record is from the annotation of a GenBank genome assembly. Lineage: Eukaryota; Metazoa; Porifera; Demospongiae; Tetractinellida; Geodiidae.